Rodentolepis nana is the source of this 726-nucleotide messenger RNA. The record is from the annotation of a GenBank genome assembly. Lineage: Eukaryota; Metazoa; Platyhelminthes; Cestoda; Cyclophyllidea; Hymenolepididae.
AUGAAGGUAAAUAUUGCUUAUCCAACGAAUGGUACACAAAAGUGCUUGGAGAUCGAUGAUGAUCACAAACUCCGCCCGUUCUACGACAAACGUAUGGCCACUGAAAUGCCAGUGGAUUUUCUUGGUAACGAAUGGAAGGGAUAUGUUGUAAAGAUCACCGGUGGUAACGACAAACAAGGUUUUCCCAUGAAGCAAGGAGUGUUAACCAAUGGUCGCGUUCGACUAUUGCUAUCAAAGGGAAAAUGCUACAAUCCUCGCAGAAAGGGUACGAGGAAAAGGAAGAGCGUUCGUGGUUGCAUUGUCGAUAGCAACUUAAGUGCUCUUAACUUGAUUGUCACCCGCAAGGGCGAGGCUGAUAUUCCCGGUCUUACGGACAUCAGUAUUCCAAGAAGACUUGGCCCUAAGCGGGCUUCGAAGAUAAGAAAGCUCUUCAACCUUUCUAAGGAGGAUGAUGUUCGUCAGUUUGUUGUUAGGAAACCACUCCCCAAAAAAGAAGGAAAACCGGAAAGAUCAAAGGCCCCCAAGAUCCAACGCCUUACUACCCCAGUUCGUCUCCAGCGCAAGAGAAGACAUCUUGCUCAGAAAAAGAAGCGCAUUGCCAAACGUAAGGAAGAAAUGGAGAGGUAUUCUAAGAUGAUCUCCGUUCUUCGCAAGCAUGCUCGAGAUGAAAGGAGACGAUCUCGAAGCCGUUCAAUGCGCGAAUCUAAAACGGCUGCCGAAGAGUAG